GCCGUGUGCUGGAUCGGUGCGGGCGGCAGGGCAGGCGGAGGAGGCGCAGAGAAAGCCGGUCGGCCAGGACGCUGCAGCAGGCGGCGUCGGGGCCGCAGCUUCGGCCCUUGGCGCGCCCCUAGCGCCAGGUUCCUGCGCCCUGGGCGCACGGUGGAGAGGGACCCGGAGUCGAUCGCGGGGCCGCCAUGGAGCCUGUCCCCUCUGCGGAUGCCGAGCUACAGCCCCUGAUUCUCACCAACGCCUCGGACGCCUUCCCCAGCGCCUUCCCCAGCGCGGGCGCCAAUGCGUCGGGGCAGCCGGGCGCUCGGAGUGCCUCAUCUCUCGCCCUGGCUAUCGCUAUCACCGCGCUCUACUCGGCUGUGUGCGCAGUGGGGCUGCUGGGCAACGUUCUUGUCAUGUUUGGCAUCGUCCGGUACACUAAGUUGAAGACGGCCACCAAUAUCUACAUCUUCAACCUGGCCUUGGCUGAUGCGCUGGCCACCAGCACACUGCCCUUCCAGAGUGCCAAGUACCUGAUGGAGACGUGGCCCUUCGGGGAGCUGCUCUGCAAGGCUGUGCUCUCUAUUGACUACUACAACAUGUUCACCAGCAUCUUCACUCUCACCAUGAUGAGCGUCGACCGCUACAUCGCCGUCUGCCACCCCGUCAAGGCCCUGGACUUCCGCACACCUGCCAAGGCCAAGCUGAUCAACAUCUGCAUCUGGGUCCUGGCCUCAGGUGUUGGUGUCCCCAUCAUGGUCAUGGCUGUGACCCGACCCCGGGAUGGGGCGGUGGUAUGCAUGCUCCAGUUUCCCAGCCCCAGCUGGUACUGGGACACGGUGACCAAGAUCUGCGUGUUCCUCUUCGCCUUCGUGGUGCCCAUCCUCAUCAUCACAGUGUGCUAUGGCCUCAUGCUGCUGCGCUUGCGCAGCGUGCGCCUCCUGUCAGGCUCCAAGGAGAAGGACCGCAGCCUGCGGCGCAUCACGCGUAUGGUGCUGGUGGUGGUGGGCGCCUUCGUGGUGUGCUGGGCGCCCAUCCAUAUCUUCGUCAUCGUCUGGACGCUGGUGGACAUCGACCGGCGCGACCCACUAGUGGUAGCCGCUCUGCACCUGUGCAUCGCGCUGGGCUACGCCAACAGCAGCCUCAACCCCGUGCUCUACGCCUUCCUCGACGAGAACUUCAAGCGCUGCUUCCGCCAACUCUGCCGCACGCCCUGCUGCCGCCCGGAGCCAGCCAGCUUCAGCCGCGCCCGGGAAGCCACCGCCCGCGAGCGUGUCACCGCUUGCACCCAAUCGGUCGGCCCGGGUGGUGGCGCUGCCGCCUGACCAGUCCUGGCUGGCCCCCGCGCGCUCCUCCGAAAUGACCUGGCGGUCACACUGAGCCCCCUGGGAAGCGGGGACCACUAUUCGAAAUGGGGCAGUAGAAGGUCGGAUUCUGUUUUGGAGAAGAGCAUGGGACUUGAGGCCACCAGCGGCCGCGAGGUGGAGCCUGUGCAGUCGGGUGGGCCUCGGCGCUGGGUGCAAGGUGGAAGGCUCCAGAUUGGGAGUGGAGGGCGGGGCCUGCAGCUCUAGAACCGAGCCCCUUAAUAAGGCCUCUCCAGCGGGGUGGAGAGUUGGGGACAACCUCGAAUUCUAUCUCACCCCGAGUGGAACAUCUAUUGGGUUCCGCCCUGAGACCUUAGGAUUCUGGGCCCAGGAUCCAGUGGUGGGGACAGUGGCUUGAGCUGCAAGAUUGGGCAUGUGCAUUGUGUAGAGGAUCCUCUCCCAGGAGGAAAUGGGGGUACCGCAGAGUGAGGCAGGAUGCUGCUGGAGAAUCAGUUACGACGAGAUAGGAGGGCCUGUAUGCACUAUCUGGAACCUCAAAUUUUGGGUGGAGUCCCACCCCUGUUCUAGCAAGGGACAGGACUCCUUGAGAUCUUCCUUCAACUUCUUUAUAGAUAAAGAAAAUACAAGACAAACAGAAGGAAAGAGAGAAAUAAUGUACUUUCUCUCUUGGACAUUAAUUUCCAUGGAGUGGUUCAGAGAUCCAGCUCCACAAUUGAAGUAGUGGCCACAAUACCAACUUCCAGUGGGGUUUUGGGACAGGAUGGUGGAGCCGGGAUAGCUGUUCCAUCAAAGACGGCUGAAACGGGGCCUUGGUUGGGACAGGGUCCCCAGAGCCCUAAGGCUCAGGAAAAAGCAAGAAGGGCUGGGUGCUGCACCCAGCUUCAGUGGACCUCUGUGCCAAGGGGCAGCGGUGGGUGGGCUGAGACAGAGAGGUAAGGCUUCUGCUGUGAAAUUAGGCCCUCAGGGUUGAAGUUGGAUGUUUUACAGGGACCCUAGGGUCCUGGCAUUUGUGGUCCAGUACUGGAAAACAGAGGGCCAUCUAAUGAUAGCUCCAUGCAUGGUGAGUGCCACUGGAACUGGGCUGGGGGUUGCCAGAAGAACAAGUGCAGAUGCUUGGAAUUCUGAUAAGCACCCCAAUAUUCUUUCCCCUCCUCCCAGCAUCUGGCUGUGACCCAGGUAUCUGGUGCCAGUGACUAGUGAACUGGAACUGCCCACAUGGGGCCUGACUUGGAAGGAACUGGGGGAAAGUGACUUUCGUAACUGCAAUGCUAGUGUUGGCCAUGAUCCUCUCUCCUUUUGCCCCAAGGAUCCAAGGUCCCUGACCUAAUUCAAUUCAUCCAGCUCCCCCUUCAAGCUACUGAGGGCAGGGUUCACCUAAAGAUGGUCAUAGAAAUCUUUUCAGAUAUCCCAGAUCUUUGCUUCCCUUCUCCCCAGGCAGGGUCUGUCUUUGCUACCCAUCCUCUGGGCCUCCUCUUCCCCCGCCCCCCUAGACACUGUCUGACUGCCUCAGCAAUGCACCCCUGACUCCCUAUUGAAGCAGCCUGGUGACAUCCUUGUAAAAACAAAUUUAAUUUUCUUCCUUUUUUGGGACAGAUGGAAAGAAAUUGACGUCUUUGUCUCAAACAAAAAAAGAAAAGAGAAAGAAACAAUAUACCUCUUUCCCCUUUGACAGCCAUUUCUUUGGAACAAAGGCUGGAGGCUGUCACUCCAACAGGCACUGAAGUAGCAUUCGGGGGAGAGGGUUGGGCACCAAGAAGGGCUUCGUGCACUUUGUGCACAGGGGUAAGAGUCCCUUCGGUAGGCAAAGCGCAGCCCUUCUUAGGGUGAAGAAGCCUUGGACCUGGGGGUAUUCUUCCUCUAGGAAAUGGAUCCCCUGGGACCUAGGAUGCAAGGCAGUGGUCACCGCUCAGAUCAGCCUGCUAAGCCACCAUGACCUGGGGUCUCAAGCCUCCUAGCUCACCUCACCAACUGAAUGGACCCUGUGACCAUAGAGACUUCCAUUUGAAUGUGUAGGGGAUGUGUGAAUGGGGGGUGAUCAGCAAGGCAGGGGCACCUGGAUACUCCUAAUUAUUUGGGAAUCUCCUACUUUGGGGAAAUGGCAGAGAAAGGGGACAAUUCAGGAAUUAGGGAAGACUCCUGAAAUAGAUGACAGAGAAGUCAGGGCUGUUUAUUCAUCUUGCAAGGACUGUGUCUUCUCUGCCCCCACUCAGAAGAGGCCUGUCUCAAAGCUGCUUCAAGCCCACUCACUGCCACCCCCUGUGGGUAUAACAGAUCUGGUUGCUUUUUAUCUCUUUGAUAUAAAAUUGUUCUAGGUCAGCAGGGGCUGACCCAGACUGUGUGCAUUUAAGGAAAUGUACACUUGUGUUGAAAUCUACUUCCUGCUAGGCUGUGCGCUCUGGGCACUGGGACAGGGAAAUGUCGGGCUUGACCCUGCCCUCAGAAAUCUCAGAGCCAAUGCUGGGAGACAAAGCAUAAACAGGUAGUUGCAUGUCACUGAUAAGUACAGCGACAGGGAUCACCAGGGAUGGCAUUGCAGGAAGUGUCUUUUUUAGCUUUUUACUAAAAACACUUGUUUGAAACAAUUCUAUAAGAGCUGGGAAGGUGUCAAGGGGCCCUAAAGGAUGAGUAGGAGCUGGUCACCAAGAAGAGGGAACAGUGAGUGCAAAAGCACGGGGCCAGGCAUGGUGGCGCACACCUGUAAUCCCAGCAGCUCAGGAGGCUGAGGCAGGAGGAUCACGAGUUCAAAGCCAGCCUCAGCAAAAGUGAGGCACUAAGCAACUCAGUGAGACCCUGUCUCUAAAUAAAAUACAAAAUAGGGCUGGGAUGUGACUCAAUGGUUGAGUGCCCCUGAGUUCAAUCCCUGGUACCAAAGGGGGAGGGGGGGAAAGCACAGGGAUGUUCAAGUGCUUGGCAAACCCAAGAAGUUUGGUGCAGCAGGAGCACAGGACUUGACUGAGCACGUCCACAUUCCAGGCUCACUGCCAAAUGCUUUAUGCACUUUAUCCCAGCUGGUCCUUGUGACUGCCCAUUCGGGGAAGUAGUAUUAUUCCUCUUUUAGAUAAGAAAGCCAAGGCUCAGAGAGAUCAAGCCACUUGCUCCUGAGUCACGGAGCCUGUUAACAGCUGCAGAACUCAGGUCAGUGGAAUUCCAAGAAAAGUUCCGGGGUCCAAGUUUGCAGUUAAUUCCAGGCAUCAUUAAAGUAGAAAGACAUCAGGAUCUGGAACCCUGGGAUGAGGUUUUUGAAGACUUGAAACAAAAUGGGAAAGUCUGAAGGAAAAGGGCAAAUUUUCAUGAACUUUUGUUCCUCCCGAAGCUCUCUAAAUCUUCACAUUUCAAAAUGUACUGUGUGUGAUACAUUCUAAAGCUCCAAAUUGACAGUGUAAUUCUAGAUCAUCACAGGGUUCUGAAAACUGCAGAGUAGGUCUCUACCCCCCUAAUUUUUCAUUGCUCAUUCUCUAAGAGAUGGAAGGGAAGCUUUUGCUCCUGGUUUAAAAAUGUCCUAUAGUUGGCUGGACGUGGAGGCACAUGCCUGUAAUCCCAGUGACUUGGGAGGCUGAGGGAGGCGGAUUUGCAAUUUUGAUACCAGCCUCUGCAACUCAGCAGGACCUCAUCUCAAAAUUAAAAUAAAAAAGGGGGGCCUGGGGGUAUACCUCAGUGUUAAAGCACCCCUGGGUUCAACCCCCAGUACCAAUAAAUAAAAAUGUCCUACAGUUUCACGUAUCUUCUUUUUUUUUUCCUAAAAGAGAGAGUGACAGAGGGAGAGAGAGAGACAGAGAAUUUUAAUAUUUAUUUUUUAGUUAUUGGCGGACACAACAUCUUUGUUUUGUAUGUGGUGCUGAGGAUCGAACCCGGGCCGCACGCAUGCCAGGCGACUGCGCUACCGCUUGAGCCACAUCCCAGCCCCUCACGUAUCUUCUUGAUGUAAUAAAAGUAGUGGAUAAGGCUGGAAUCAGGUCUUGGCUUUCCCUUUAUGAGCCUUAGUUUCCUCAUCUGUAGAGUGGGCUUCCUUCCAGUGGUGGUUGUGAGGAUUUAAUGAGAUAAUGCAUGUACAGGUGUAACCAUAGGGUCCAUCACAUAAGGAUGCUCUUAGCACAAUAAGUAACUGGAGCUGAACUGCAAAGUCAGAGCUAAAGACUCCUCAGGGAAAGUGGACGGGAUUUCAGGGGUAGCAAUGAAAAGAGAGAAGAGACUGGUGUCCUGGCAUGGGGAUCCCCACUCUUCCUAGGCUCAGGAGCUACCGUGGAGAGUGAAAAGCUGCUGGAGAAGCAGGAGGAGGAUGGGGAAAUACGCUGCCAUGGAAACUGGAGGAGGAAGGCGUUCCCAGGGGGAGGGAGUGAUGGAUAAUGUCAAGUGUCAUUCGAGAGGCUGGGGGUGGGGAGGGCAGAGGAUAAUAGGAGUAAACCAGAGCCCUCGAGUUCACUCUCCUACAUGGCCAGGAAGCCUUGGAACCUGGCUUCAAGUCUCAGCCCUGAAGCUAAAUGUCUGUGUGAGCUAGGCAGAGGAUUUGCCCUCUCUGUGCUUCUGUUUCCUCCUGGAUCUAAGACAAGGGAUGGGUCAGUGUGUAAUAGAUGGUCCAUCUCUAAUAAGAUUCCUGGUUUUGCUGAAUGGUUGGCCACUCGCUGGCAGUGUGAUCUUACGCAAGUCACUACACCUCUCCAAGUCCCCUCUGAAAGCUGAGAUAUUGCAAGCCAAGUGUGUACCAAAGUACCUGGCGCAUGAUAGGUCCCCAGUGCAGGGAUGUUCUCUAAUAAUUAUGUGGAUGCCAGAGGCAAUUGUUACAAGGUUUAUUUGGUUUGGAAUUUGAAAUGCCUGAAGGCGGAGAGGGCUUAUUAGCCUCUGGAGAGUUCUUGAAGCAGCAAAGCAAGAGUCCAGGCUGGGCACCUGCUGGGUAUCUACUCAGUCUCAGUCCAAAGACCAGCCCUUGUUCUCUGUAUCAGUGUCAGGUCUCAAGCCUAGAGCCUACCAACUGCUGCAGAUUUGGACUAGGAACCAGCCUCAGAGACUCCAAAGCCCCUAGGAAGUGAUACACCCUAUUCCUGGCUCCAUAUACCUGCUCAAAUAUAAGACAUAUACACACAGCUUUCUUUCAUUGUUUAUUUGUUUGUUAUUCACUUCCAGGCAUCAAGCAGGUAGUGCUAGGAGCUGGAAGGGGUGAUAGAAGAGAGUGAGGACCUAGUUCCCUACUCUGAACUUGCGGAUGGGAGUCAGGAGACCAGGACAGCUGGGUGGAGCUCUGGCUGCAGGCAGCUUGGGGACUCAAAACCAGAGUUUACAGAGGGGCUGGUAAAACCAUUCAAAAUGCACAUACGGAUGCUAUAGAGUGCAGAGCUGGGAGGUGGCCCAGGGUCUAGCUCCAGUACCAUCACCAGGGUUGAGCCCCACCUGAUGCAUAGUCUUUUCCAGAGUGCAAAUCACCUUUACACACGCCACCUCAGUGAAGGGCUGUUGGGAUGCUACAGUAGAUGACAGACACAAUUAACUGUGCCCAGAUACAUAGAGCAACUCAUUAAUGAUCCCAGCCUGAUUCGAGGUAGACGUUAUUAUUGUUAUUACCUCCACUUCACAGAUGAGGAAACUGAAGCUCAGGGGAGGAAAUGGCUUGCCAAGGCCACAUGGCUUGUCAGUGAUUGGCCCGGCUAGGGUCCAUCUUAGAUGUAUCAAGUCUACUUCCCCUGCUCUCCUCCUUCAGCCUCCCAAGAGGAAUCACUCAGUGAUGACACAGAAGCUCCCUGCAAAUCUCACAUCUGGUCAUGGACAGAGCAUUCCCCGUGCCGGGUUCUAUGGCUCAGUACCUUUGGCAGCACAUACUGCCCCAUCACCUCCUCUGCCCACGCCAGCUGCCCCCAGAACAGCCCCAUCCAUCCCUUCCUGCUUUGGAAGCCUGAUGUGUUCCGUCAUUAUAUAUUUUUUUUUCAACUGCCUGCUAUGUCUUUGUUGUGAGAUGUCUUGAGCAAGACAUUUCACUCUGAGCCCAUUUCCUCCAUCAUGAAAGCUAACACGUACCUGGAAAGAAAUUGGCAAGAUUUAGAUAGAGGCUGAGAGUGAAGGGCCUGUCUGCUUUGGUCAUAAAAGUUUCCAGCAAAUGCAAACAGGUCCAUCAUAAGUGACUCUACCGAGUGGAUGAAUGGUGAGCCUGGUGCGUGGUGAAGGCUCAACGGAUGGAACUUUUUAAAAAAGUCUAGUGUUUUAAGUUUUACCUGCUCCAAUCCGUAUUUCUUAAUGCCAUAGGUGGGAGCAAAAGACCUCUUGUAACCAUCUCCUUGAGUUUCAGAAGGAGGGACAGCCUACACGGAAGAAGGGAUUUUCAAGAGUGUGUUUACUUACCGGUUCCUUGUAUGUGACGGUCCUAUUUAGUCCCUUCCAGGGACCCAACAAUGAGAGAAAUCCUGGAAGGGAAGAAGAGUUUCUGGCCCUGGCCUGGGAUUUUGGGCCUGAAUAUUUGAGUCAUGGAGAUGGAGUCCCUUGGUGGGUGUCAGUGAAAGUGACACUGGGAGUCAUCUUCUAGAAUCUCCUCUUGGAAUGAAUCACAAGAUAAGAGGACAAGUGGUUUUGACUCUUUGUCCUCCAUUCUUUGCUCUGUGAUGUUGGGUAGGCCUCUGUCUUCUCUGGGCCUCUGCACACUUGAAAGGCAGAGGUGGGAGUGGAUAGAUUCUGAGGACUCUGCCCUUCUGAAAGAGAACUGAGGUAUCUCCCUCAUGUUCCUUGAUCUCAGAAAGACAUCUCUUGGUAAAUCCACUGGACAUUUGUCCAGAGACAGAACACGCCCGGCACGCUGAUGUUUGUGAUUGUCUCUUGGGGGCUGAAGGAGGCAGGCAUGUUGUCAAUGAAGCUUGCUUCCCACCUGACCUUUGGCCCACUCCACAUCCCAUCUUGGUAUCAGGACCCAAACUUUUGAUUUCCCAAAUAAAGCAAGCACUGUUCUCAGUGUCCACAUUUCUGCGUGCUUCUUUCGUUUACCUUCUGUGGCCCCAUCGGGAGGGGGCCCCAGGCUGGCGAGGUGACAGACCUGCCUGCUCACAGUGGAGGAAGCCCGAGCUCAGGACCUGCCUCAGGAA
Molecule: messenger RNA, 8359 nt
Organism: Marmota monax (woodchuck)
Lineage: Eukaryota; Metazoa; Chordata; Mammalia; Rodentia; Sciuridae
Gene: Oprd1
Product: opioid receptor delta 1
Exons: 3
Coding region: 186-1304 (372 amino acids)
Biological process (GO): G protein-coupled opioid receptor signaling pathway; neuropeptide signaling pathway
Cellular component (GO): neuron projection; membrane
Molecular function (GO): G protein-coupled enkephalin receptor activity; neuropeptide binding
Source: RefSeq, a predicted model, not a curated record